This is a messenger RNA of Carassius auratus (goldfish), 1701 nucleotides long. RefSeq names its product tectorin beta (gene tectb). The transcript has 10 exons. The record is from RefSeq and is a predicted model, not a curated record. Lineage: Eukaryota; Metazoa; Chordata; Actinopteri; Cypriniformes; Cyprinidae. Gene Ontology annotation, molecular function: extracellular matrix structural constituent. The coding region runs from base 93 to 1148 and encodes 351 amino acids.
AUCAUCAUUUGCAUGCAGAAGAUCUGCACAGGAACUAUGCAAACCUUCUGCUAGAGACCUGAGCCAACGCUUCUUCUAGAUUCUGCAUUGGGAUGAGUUAUAAAAUGGCAGCUGUUGGUGUAAUCUUCAUUCUCCUCCCCAUGACAUGGGCCUGUGCCCCUCAGAAAGCUGAUUACGUCAUGGUGUCAUGUUUUCCCAAUGCCAUCAUUGCAAACGUGCCCGAAUGUCCAUAUGGAUGGGAGAUUGGCCAGCUGUCACUGGGCGGCAUGUGCUACAACGGCAUUAACACUCCGGGCUUCUAUCGUUUCACCAUCCCAGACCUGACUCCAAAAAAUUACUCCUACUGCGGCACCCUGUCCGAGUAUGUAGGAGGCAAAGACCCACGGUACAUAUUCUAUAACUCAAUAGUAUCCAACGACUCCUCUCUCACUGUCCGGAACCAGCCCGUCAACUACACAUUCAGCUGCACUUAUAAAGCGGCUUAUCUGGUCAACAAUGCUGUUUUUAGCCAAAGAGUGGCAACAGUUUAUGUCAACAACGGGAGUUUAGGUUCUUUUAAGUCUCAGUUGUCUAUGAAUGUGUUCACAAACUCAAAGUUCCUCUAUGCAAAAGAUGCACCAUAUGUGAUUGACACAUCAGAGAUCGGAUCUGAGGUUUUCAUUGGCAUUGAAGCAAAAGGACUCAGUAAUCGAUUCAAAGUAGUAAUAACAAAUUGCUGGGCAACACCUACUCCAUUUUCAACAGACAAGAAACGGUGGACUUUAAUUCAGAACAGCUGCUCUUUAGACAACACAGUCAUCAUAUUUGAAAAUGCGAAAGACAGUCGGUCCAUGUUCAAGUUCAACUCGUUCCGCUUCCAGCGGCUAGAGAAAGUUUCCACCGUGUGGCUCCAUUGUGAGGUCCAAGUAUGUGAUGGGGAAAAGCUAUUCUGUCAGCCGACUCCAUGUACAUCAAGAAGCACUGAAUUUGAGCCUGAUCCUAAUGGAGGGAUCCUGACUAUGGAGUUUCAAGUCAGAGCACAACACUCCUCUAGUUAUAUUCAUCCUGCAGGUAAGUUAGAACUAUCAAUGCAAUGCAGGACACAUGAUUUUCAUAUAUUUAUAUAUUCUAUAUUUAAGUACACCACCGUUUUACAGCAUUACAGCUGAUUUUAUAUUCAUUAAAAAUCCUUUUUUUUUCAAAUUUGAAACGAUCUUAUCAAACAUAACCAAGUCAAGUUCUUGAUAUAAUGUUAAAUAUUUCCUGUUCUUGUUCUUCUAUUUAACAGGCCCAUUUCUGUGUCUGCUGGCCAUAUUUCUACUGAAUGAAUAUUUAGGAUAUUUCAGUUGGUAAUGGGGCCAGAUGUAGGUCACUCAAAUGCAAUGAAUCAUGCCUUUGCACUCAUACAAUUACAGACAAAUAUUUCAAAAUAGACACGCAUGCAUGAAUACACCCACACACAGCAACCAUACGUGUCUCAGGGAGUGUAUUCCUUUGCAAUGUUCACUUGCAUUUUUUUUUCAUUUUUUUUUUACAGUUUUUUAUUUGGGUAUUCCUUGCAUGAAUAUUGGUAGAACGAGAAAAUAAUCUCUGAAGAAGGUAUUAUCAAUUGUUAAUCUUUAGUUGAACAGAAAGAGACAUAUUCUUGUUUUUAUCUUGUUUGCAUGAUAUACGUAUAAAAUAUUUUGAAAUGUAAAAAAAAAAAAAAAUACAUUUUAAAUA